Messenger RNA from Phyllostomus hastatus (greater spear-nosed bat), 2587 nucleotides. It is a transcript of the gene MTFR2, whose product is annotated as mitochondrial fission regulator 2. The transcript is spliced from 8 exons. Gene Ontology annotation, biological process: aerobic respiration; mitochondrial fission. NCBI's taxonomy places the organism in Eukaryota, Metazoa, Chordata, Mammalia, Chiroptera, Phyllostomidae. Gene Ontology annotation, cellular component: mitochondrion. The coding region runs from base 430 to 1482 and encodes 350 amino acids. The record is from RefSeq and is a predicted model, not a curated record.
UACAGUCUCCGGGAGGAGAGCGGCUGGUUGUGCCGCACCGGGGAAGAGGCGGCCGCGCCUCGGGUGACGUUACCCUGGCUGUGCCAGUGGCUCCAGGGCCCAGGCCCGGGUCCGUUACCACCUGUGUCCGUCCAACCGCGGCGCGCGGGCGGACACGGGUCUGAUCGUUCCUGAAACCGGAUCAGCGCAAGUUGCGCUUCGCCACCUGAGGAUUCCGAGGCAGUGUUACCCGGAGGCUUGGCUUCGGAGGAAGGCGAGCAAGGUGGCUAUAUGCUGGGCCAAAGCGAGGGAUAGGACCGGGCGCCAGUAUCGGCCAGUUACAUGCUAGUUGGGUGACUGAGUUAAGUCACGGAUCUGGGGUUCAUGAUCCUUAAGGCAUUAAGAAACGGAUAAUGUUUCCUUGAAUUUGCUUCUGUGUUUGCUUUAUCAAUGUUUCCCAUAUUGAAUAUCUUAAGAGAGAUGCUGGAAUAUUUCGGUGUUCCCAUGGACCAGGUUUUGCAGAUUUGGGGAAAUAAAGGCUAUGGAUCGGCUCGGAGUAUUGUUCGUAUUAUUGGGAGAAUUCUUCCUUUGGAACCUUGCCGCAGGCCUGAUUUUGAGCUGAUCCCACUCUUGAACUCUGUAGACUCUGGCAACUGUGGAUCCGUAGUUCCAUCUUUCGCUGAUAUUUUGUGUGUGGCGAAUGAUGAAGAAGCCAGUUAUCUCAGAUUUCGAAAUGGAAUAUGGAAAAAUGAGGAAGAAGAGAAAAGUGAAUUUUUCCAUCCUUUGCAAUUAGUUUGGGAUCCACUGUCACCUGCUCCAAGACAUAACAAAUCAAUGGAAAAUUCUCAGCCUGUAAGUGAAGCUGCAAUUAAGAAAAUAGCCGCCCUUGAAGACGAACUAACUUUUCUUCGCUCUCAGAUUGCUGCAAUUGUGGAAAUGCAGCAACCGAAAAACAGUACAAAUUCUGGCUCCUUUGCCUCGACUGACAGGCCUGGUGGUUUGGGACAAGUGCCGUCAUCGGGGACUGCUCACCUGAGUGUCCAACCGGAUCCAUUUUCAAGUUCAGUGCUUCCCGCUCCUCCUCCUCCACCCCCUCUGCCCCCUCAGUUUUCUCCUCUCCAGCCUCCACGUUCUCCUGUGCAGCCAGGAUAUCCUACAACUUGUGACUCAGCUAAUUCAGCAACUGAAAUGAAAAAACAGCACCCAGGUGCUAGUAAGGCCAGCUACAGUCGUCAUUCCAAACCCCAGAGAAACAAAGAUGUUCCAAACAUGUUGGAUGUCCUCAAAGAUAUGAAUAAGAUCAAACUUCGUGCUAUUGAACGGUCACCUGGAGGCAGACCCAUUCAUAAGAGGAAGAGACACAGUUCACAGUGGGACCCAGUGGCUGUAAUAUCCCAGGCACUCAAGCAGAAAUUUGCAUUCCAAGAAGAUGAUUCCUUUGACAAAGAAAAUAGGUCUUGGGAGCCUUCUCCAUUUUCAAGUCCAGAAACGUCAAGGUUUUGACAUCACAUUUUUACGGCUGGAAGGACAGUGAACUAAAGGAAGAACUGGCAAACACAGAAGGUGUUGUGCCCAAGGUGUGGACGGCGCCAGCUGUGUCCACACUCUCCAGGGAGGGUCCCAGAGAUGUGCCGGCGUGGCUCUCACGAUGCGCCCCUCUUCUGCUGGUGAAACUCAGUGAAGCCUGUACACCAGGGUGUAUUGGUGCAGAGGUUAGAAAAGUCCUGACUCUUAUAAAAAAACAUAUGUAUAUAUUUAUUCUCACCCUAGGACACGCUUACUGAUUUUAGAGAGAGGGGAGAAAGAGGCAGAAAAACAACAGAUGUGGGAGAGAAACAUCAAUCACUUGUUCCUCAUACACACCCCGACUGGGCACCACGAACUCAGAAGUUGGGUGCAUGCCUGGACCUGGAAUCAAACCCGCCGCCUUUCUGUGUAUAGGACAACCCUCCAGCCCACUGAGCCACCCUGGCCAGGGGUGAAAAGUCUUGACUCUUAAAAAUACCCAUCUCUGGUUUUGGAGGAUGUAGCAGUUAACUGGUUGCUGGGGAUAGAUAGAUAUUUUAAUUUUUUUCAUGUAUGUUAAUGUUACUAAUGGCUGAAUUCACACUUUGAAUGAUUUCCUGAGAGCUAAAUAGUAAAUGACAGUGUUUCUCAUCGUUAGCAGUGGAGUCUCACUGUAAGGUAACAAACCAUUUUAAUGGAUUAAGAAAUUAAUGUAAGCUAAGUUUAUAUGGUAUUACUCAGCAAAUGAUAGUAUGAGUUUUUUAAAAACAAUUUCUUAAAGCAGUUACAAUAUCCUAAUUUAAGAGCUUUCAUUUCUUUUAAAAAUGGGUAGUGAUCUGGUUUACUGAGCCUGAAGGACCUUGGGGAUGUUGAAAGAAUAUAAUUUUUUCAUUAAGACAGUCAUAGCUUGAAUCCUAAAAAUUCUUUCUGAAGGUGAUAAAAAUUAUUCUUAGAAGUUGAUUUGAUAAAUACUAGUAUUUAAAGAAUCUCCUUCCUAAGUUUUGCCUAUACUUGCUGUGUAAAUAUGUAUGCCUGUUAUUUUAUUUCCUUGGUUCCUUAUUACAAUUACACUGUUUCUUUGUAAAUAAAGUGUAAAAAUACA